Molecule: messenger RNA, 910 nt
Organism: Lycium ferocissimum
Lineage: Eukaryota; Viridiplantae; Streptophyta; Magnoliopsida; Solanales; Solanaceae
Exons: 2
Coding region: 91-465 (124 amino acids)
Source: RefSeq, a predicted model, not a curated record
GAGAACAUUUCUUGUUUUUUUGCGGUGUUUUUGACCCUAUAGAAUUAACGUCCCAUUCAUUUAGAGAGUAAAUGCACACAUACCAAAAUUAUGGCUCAGUCACUGUCCCCAGUUGCAGCAGCUACACUAACCUCAUUAUCAACCAAGAAGAAUGCCUGUUUGAGGUCUCUUAGUGUUUUGGCUAUCCAUCAAAGGUCUGAUAAAGAAUUGGACACAAAUGUUGUCUCUCGCAGGAGUUUGGCAUUGGGCUUGGCAGGAGCUGCGGUUGCGCUGAAUGCAGGUAACAAGAAGGCAAAUGCUGCUGCAAGAAGGCCUCCACCACCGCCACCAAUGGAGAAAAAGGAUCCAAAUGUCAGUGGUGUCUUAGCUAAAGUAUUAGCUAGCAAGAGGAGAAAGGAGGCUAUGAAAGAAUCCAUGGCCAAGCUAAGAGAGAAAGGGAAGCCUGUCAAUGAACCAUCUCAAUAGUUUGUUGGCUAUGUUUAUCAAGAGAAUUUGUUGCUUGUUUUUUUUUAAUUUACAUAGUUCAGUUUUAAGGAUUGCAAAGUUAGAAGUCAAUGCUAUCAAUAAUGAGAUCAAUGGUGAAAAAACAAUCAUAGAAGCCAUUCAUUUAUAUAUAUUUUUUGGCUUCUAGUAGAGUAUGUGUUUUAUAAAGGAAAAGGUCCCUUGGUUUACAAGGACGGACAUGCACAAGUCACAUAAGAAAUUGACCGAUGAUGCAGAAUGGAUACCGUAGCUGAUAAGUAACGAGGAAUAUUUCUUAUUAAAGGAAUGUACAUACUUUCCUAUAUUUUAUAUGUUUGUAAUUGCUUACCUUCCUUGUUUAGAAUUCCUAGUAAUACAUGUAACCUAUCUGUAUAAAUACCAUUACAUAUAUAACGAGAAUCACUAUGGUUUCAUAACUUUUACAUGA